AUGGUCCAGGCCAGAGGGAUGCAGAUCAGGGAGAACAUGAAGAACAUCGGAGCUCAGGUCCUGGAGCAGGUGGUGAGAGGUUCCUACAGUAACGGCACAGACUACACCUAUGACUUCAACGUGAGCGGCAGUGAAGCUCCGCCCACUACAUACCUUCCAGAGGGCUUCACGUACCUCUCAUCCCAGCUCUGCCCUGAGCGCAUGCAGUCUAUGACGGGUCGGCUCGAUGUUAACAUGAGCGAGGUGUCUUUGGAGGAAGUGGAGAGGUCGCUGCUGGAGGUGCAGCCUGGGAUGACCACCGGAGGAUACUGGGCGCCACAAGACUGUUUACCGCGGUGGAAAGUGGCAAUUCUAGUUCCUUUUAGAAAUCGUCAUGAACAUUUACCCAUCCUGCUGAGACAUCUGGUGCCCGUGCUGCAAAAACAAAGACUCCAAUUUGCCUUUUAUGUAAUAGAGCAGGGGGGAACAGAGCCAUUCAACAGGGCCAUGCUUUUCAAUGUGGGCUAUAAAGAGGCCAUGAAGGAUGCGGACUGGGACUGCCUGCUCUUCCACGACGUAGACCACCUGAUGGAGAACGACAGAAACUACUACGGCUGCACCGACAUGCCGCGCCACUUUGCCGUUCAGCUGGACAAGUACUCCUACAUGCUUCCGUAUAAUGAGUUCUUCGGCGGUGUCAGUGGCCUCACGGUUAAACAGUUCAAAAAGAUUAAUGGAUUUCCGAACGCGUUCUGGGGCUGGGGAGGAGAGGACGACGACCUCUGGAACAGGGUCCAUUACGCCAAUUACACCGUGAGCCGACCACGAGGAGACCAAGGCCGCUACAAGUCCAUCCCACACCACCACCGCGGGGAGGUCCAGUUCUUGGGGAGAUAUAGUCUUUUGCGUCAUUCAAAGGAGCGGCAGACAGUGGAUGGCCUCAACAACCUGAACUACUCCCCCCUAGUGUCCAGGAGGCCUUUGUUCACCCACAUCACCGUGAGCUUGAGCAGAAAACUGGCUCCGGUCGCUGACUAUUGA
Molecule: messenger RNA, 1020 nt
Organism: Knipowitschia caucasica
Lineage: Eukaryota; Metazoa; Chordata; Actinopteri; Gobiiformes; Gobiidae
Source: the annotation of a GenBank genome assembly